ACUACACUUCAUCCCUAGGAAACAUCGUAAAUUGCUGCUGUAGAUGGGCUUCACGAUCGAUGUCUUUCGGAAACUAGGUACUUAGCCUACUGCAAUACGGUUUCAGGGCUCCAACUGGGAGCUUCAUCAGGCAAUACCCGAACCAACCGGACAAUGAUGAAACCCACAGCGACGUCCCAAAUUCAAUUCCAUUUUCCCCAUCGCCGAGCUAGGUAGAGAUCCGAUCGUACGGUUGAUCCAACGGGAGGGCCAUGGGCGAAUGUUGCAGCCACGAAUCUGAAUUCAGCAUAGCAAGCGAGCCACACCCUCGAACCCGUGCUCCUCCGCCCAAUCUUCCCUCGAUGCCACGCCUCUGCUCAUCGCUUUUCCGUCUACCGUCUAAGCUCCGUCGGCGGGCGCGACGCCGCAGAAUGACGACGCUCCUCUCGCUCCUUACCAUCAUUACGCUGCUUAUCGUGCCGUUUUACGUCAUCUACAAGCCACCACAAGCGUUGAUCGCAUACUUCGCGCGCCGCUGGCCGGACGUACUAUGGGAGGUGCCCACGGAUAAGAAGGUGGUGGCGCUCACGAUCGAUGACGCACCGUCUCAGUACACGGAGGAGAUUCUCGAGGUUUUGAACAGUCAUCAGGUUACAGCGACAUUCUUCGUCAUUGGGGGCCAGGUCGCUGGCCGUGAGGAUAUCCUCGCCGACAUUGUGCGUAGCGGCAGCGAGCUUGGCAACCACGCUAUGCACGACGAACCCUCGCGGUCACUCUCGGACGAAGAGCUUGAGAGCCAGAUCAAGAUGGUCCGUGAAAAUAUACGUAUGGCCUACAAGACGGGUGAGGCCCCCAUGCCGCCCCAAUACUUCCGCCCUGGGUCGGGAUUCUUCAGUGAUCGCAUGAGGAAGCUCGUGGCCAAGAUGGGGUACAGGCUCGUGCUGGGUAGCGUAUACCCUCAUGAUCCACAGAUUCACUGGUCCUGGAUCAAUGGCAGGCAUAUAUUAAGCAUGGUUAGACCAGGUGCCAUCAUAAUAUGCCACGACCGGAGAAGCUGGACUGCGCCGAUGUUGCGCAAAGUUCUCAGAGAGCUGAAGCGUGAUGGAUAUCGGGUGAUGAGCUUGACCCAAAUGCUCAAAGAGACUGAAGAAUGAUAUCAUCUCUCGCGGCAAUGAAAGUAUUACAGCAUUAUGAAUAUUCCACGAAGAUACCCUUAAUUCUGUGACGGACGGUUGACCACUCGUCCACGGGUCUUUCUUCUCGUAUAAAGGUUACGUAUACAUAAUAGACUGGCUGAGAAUCAAGCAUUUGAGGCCAAACUGGGUAUGUCUAAUAUAGCACAUAUAUGCCCUCUGCUUGUAUUGGCAGGCAGUUUGGGGUGUGAGUUGUUUGUAUAUAUACAUAUGACCCUAAUACUGUAUGGGCUUCUGUUUACUACGUAGUCUAUACUAAUAUCAGUGUUCGUUGUACUAUGGGAUGGAUCGAUAGGAAGACCUAUGCAUAAGUAGGUAUAUCACCACUCGCAUCUGUCUAAGCGCCUGUUUCGAUGCUUGAUACAUUUAGGCAAACAUCUUCCUACACUAGUUCACCGAAUAUGAUUGAUUGAUUGAUCCAUCGAUCGUAUACCUAUGGUAGGUACUUAUCCAAUGGCCAAGAUGCCAAAUCGAAUAAACGCGC
Molecule: messenger RNA, 1656 nt
Organism: Xylaria bambusicola
Lineage: Eukaryota; Fungi; Ascomycota; Sordariomycetes; Xylariales; Xylariaceae
Exons: 1
Coding region: 252-1133 (293 amino acids)
Biological process (GO): carbohydrate metabolic process
Cellular component (GO): membrane
Molecular function (GO): hydrolase activity, acting on carbon-nitrogen (but not peptide) bonds
Source: RefSeq, a predicted model, not a curated record